AUGAGGCGAGUCUUAUGGUUACCCAUCUUCCUCUCCGGAGUGUUCAUCGUGGACGGGUCCGUUGUGACACCUAAAGUGGUCAUCGUCGACUUCUAUGGAGACGAGGCCAACAUCUGGCACGACAUACCAGAAUUCGAUCUGUUGGCUCAGAACAUCAGCGUCCCAGGCCUCUCGAGCAAGUUCCCAGACGUUCACUGUACCCUUGAUGGCGAGAUCUGCCAGUUCGUAACCGACGAAGGGGAGAUCAACGCUGCCGCUACGGCAACCGCUUUCGUUCUAUCCCCGCUUUUCGACCUGCGACAAUCGUACUUCCUCCUGGGUGGUGUUGCUGGCAUCAGCCCCAAGUAUGAGUUCGAUGCUCGCGAGAGACCAGAGGGCGCACCUACCGGUUAUGUCCCACAGGGAACGACCGGUGUGGGUCAAUAUCCCAAAUACAUCUACGGGACGGAAGUAUACGAGCUGAACGACGCUCUGCGACAACACGCUCUCAACUUUGCGCGCAACGCAACACUCAAUGAUACAUCAGACGCGCAAACAUACCGAGCACUGUACGAAGGCGGGGAUACGGACUACUCGGCGGCGACGGCUCCACCCUCCGUCGUAGCGUGCGAUACGGCAACAUCGGAUGUAUGGUAUUCAGGGAACCUGCUAGCCGAAGCCUUCGAGAGUACUAUGAACCUAUUCACCAACGGAUCCGCGGUGUUCUGUACGACGCAACAGGAGGACACAGGCGUGCUCGCCGCACUUGUGCGCGGAAACGUCGCCGGGCUCGUCGACUUCACGCGCGUCAUCGCCAUGCGUACGGCGUCGGACUUCGACAGACCCGCGUCGGGGAUGCAGGCAGCAGAUAACCUCUUCAACGGGCAGAACGCCGGAUAUGGUGUCUCCAUCAACAACAUCUAUCUUGCCGGCGUGCAAGUCGUCCAGGGCAUCCUGUCUGGUUGGGAAGCUACUUUCGCUGCAGGCGUGAAGCCGAAGGACUAUGUAGGCGAUAUUCGAGGGUCACUGGGAGGGACACCAGACUUCGGCCCUGGCGUCUAG
Messenger RNA from Peniophora sp. CBMAI 1063, 1041 nucleotides. NCBI's taxonomy places the organism in Eukaryota, Fungi, Basidiomycota, Agaricomycetes, Russulales, Peniophoraceae. The record is from the annotation of a GenBank genome assembly.